AGGGGGCGGCUCCAGUCCCUGAGGCUGGAGGAGGCCGGAUCCUGGCCGAGGUGGGCGGCCGCUGUCAGAGGGAUAAGAGCGGGGUGGCCGGCUGGCGCUGCGCGGGAACGUGGCGGUGAGAGCGGCGGGACCCGGUCUUCCAGAUUUUCUAGCUCUUGUGGAUGAAAACAUCUUCCUGUUGUUGUCUGUUCUCCGUGAUGACCAGAUUCUGGCUCUGGAAAUAGACUUCAGCCACUGUGCUGAAAUGGCUGCUGUCACUGUCACACUACAGAAUACAUUAAUAGUAAAUUAAAUUUUGUCUGAAGGCAAAACUUUAAGGAAAUAUUCCCAGAAUUUAUCUGUUUUUCUCCUGUAAAAAGAAAAGUAAUGUGUUAGCUGUAUUUAAACAACAACAACAACCUGCUCAGACAUGAGCAGUGCCAGUAACUCGCUGGCACGUGAAUUUUUGAUAGAUGUCAAUCGUCUCUGCAAUGCUGUGGUCCAGAGGGCUGAAGCCAGGGAGGAGGAAGAGGAGGAAACUCACAUGGCAGCACUUGGACAAUACCUUGUUCAGGGUCGUGGUUUUACUUUGCUUACUACGCUCAAUUCCAACAUGGAUCAGGAGCUGACAUGUCGAGAAGAACUUCUAACUCUCCUGCUGUCGCUUCUACCAUUGGUGUGGAAAAUACCUGUCCAAGAAGAAAAAGCGAUGAAUUUCAAUCUACCCUUCACAGUUGACAUAUGCCUGACCAAAGAGACACGUUCAAGUUCUUUGAGAUCUGCACAUGAAAAACAAAAUUUAGAAGGAAUAGUUCAUCCAUCCAUUCAGACUCCUGUAAAAUUAAAUUCUUCAUUUCGAAAAAUUAGGCGUCAGCGCAAAAUCACCCAUCGGUAUUCUGUGAGGGAUGCAAGAAAAUCUCAGUUAUCCACUUCGGAUUCAGAAGGCAAUUCAGAUGACAAGACUUCCAUAAUGAUUAAACACAGGCGGUCUCAAAUCCUACAGCCUUUUGUAACACACGUACCUAGGGAUGAUUACCAUGCAGAAGUAGUACGAAGUUUUAAUCCCAAUCCCAUCAGUCUAGAAAAUUCCAGACAGAUCAUUCCAACACAAGAGUCAAAAUCUGAGGUUUUAAAUGAGUCAGAUGAAGCAGCAGUUGUCAGCAGCAUGGACAAUUCUCCAUUUGAUUUGUGCCAUGUCUUGUUGUCAUUGUUAGAAAAAGUAUGUAAAUUUGAUAUUACCUUGAAUCACAGUUCUGCACUUGCAGCCACUGUAGUGCCCUCCUUAACAGAAUUCUUAUCAGGAUUUGGAGACUGUUGCAAUGUGAGUGGUGAUGCAGAAAGUGAAGUGGUUUCUGCAGGCUGGACAGAAGAACCUGUGGCUCUGGUUCAAAGGAUGCUCUUUAGAACAGUGCUGCACCUUUUGUCCAUAGAUAUUACGAAUGCUGAAACUAUGCCUGACAACUUGAGAAAAAAUCUAACAGACUUACUUAGAGCAGCUUUAAAAAUUAGAACUUGUUUGGAAAAGCAGUCUGAUCCUUUUGUUCCAAGACACAAGAAAACACUACAGGAGGUUCAGGAUAACUUUGUGUUCUCCAAGUAUCGCCACAGAGUCCUCCUUUUACCUGAGCUUCUAGAAGGGGUUUUGCAGAUUCUGAUCUGUUGUCUUCAGAGUGCAGCUUCCAAUCCAUUUUAUUUUAGUCAAGCUGUGGAUCUCGUUCAUGAAUUUAUACAACACAAGGGAUUUAAACUAUUGGAAAUGACAGUGCUUCAAAUGGAAUGGCUGGUCUCAAAGGAUGAGGAAAUAACUACUGAAGCCUCAGAACAUCUAAAAGCCCUAAUCAGCAGCAUUAUGAAAAUAAUCAGCACUGUCAAAAAAGUGAAAUCAGAACAGCUUCAUCAGUCAAUGUGUACAAGAAAGAGGCAUAGACGAUGUGAGUAUUCUCACUUCAUGCAUCACCACAGAGAUCUCUCGGGGCUUCCGGUUUCUGCUUUCAAAAACCAGGUUUCCAGAAACCCCUUUGAGGAGGUAGUAGAUGGAGAAGUUCAUUAUCCUGAACGCUGCUGUUGCAUUGCUGUUUGUGCUCAUCAAUGCUUCCACUUGCUGCAGCAAGUUUCUUUGAGCAGCACCUGUGCUCAGAUUCUAUCAGGUGUACAUAAUGUAGGAAUAUGCUGUUGUAUGGACCCAAAGUCUGUGAUUACUCCAUUACUUCAAGCUUCCAAAUUACCAGUGUUAAAAAACUUUCAACAGCACAUAUUGAGCAUCCUUAACAAGUUUAUAUUGGAUCAAUUGGGAGGAGCUGAAGUUUCUCAAAAAAUUAUACAAGCAGCCUGCAAUAUUUGUACUAUUGACUGUGACCAGCUUGCUGAGCUAGAAGAUACCCUGCAAAGCAACUCGACUGAUAUUGGUCUCGCAUCAAAUUUUUCAUGUCCCUCUUACAGGUUUCAAGGGAUUUUGCCUAGUAGUGGAUCUGAAGACAUGUUGUUGAAGUGGGAUGCUUUGGAGGCUUACCAGGACUUUGCUUUUGAAGAAGACAAACUACGCAGUGUGCAGAUAGCAAGCCACAUUUGUCAUUUAAUCCAAAAGGGCAAUGUGGUGGUUCAGUGGAAGUUAUACAACUAUAUAUAUAACCCAGUGCUCCAGAGAGGGGUUGAGUUAGCACAUCACUCUCAACAGCUCGGUAUAACUGCAGUAUGCAAUCACGUAUGCAGCUGUCAUAGCCGAUGUUUGCCCCAGGAGGUACUUCAAAUUUAUUUACAGACACUACCUGCAUUAUUUAAAUCCAGGAUAAUACAAAAUCUGUUCCUAAGUUGUAAUGGAGUGAAUCAAAUGACAGAACUGAAUUACUUAGAUUCUGUAAGAAGUCACUCUCUGAAAGUACUUGAAACUCUGAUAUUCUGCCUUGGACAUCAGCAGAAAGACCAAGCAGUGCCAGAACUAGAGGGUAUGGAUAACGAACAAAAGGAGUCCAUUUUAGAUUUAAUGACUUCCUUUCGUAGCCAGCAGAUGAUUUCUGAUGUUCCUCAAAGCCUGAGCAAGUUUUAUGCAGGCCUCAGAAAAGCUUAUCCAAAGAAGAAAAAGUGUGUCAAUCAAGAUGUUCAUGUCAAUUUGAUACAUUUAUUUCUCUGUGUGGCUUUUUUGUGUGUAAGUAAAGAAGAGGAGUGUGAUCAGGAUUCAGCUAAUGAUUCUGAAGAUACAUCAGGCUAUGAUAGCACAGCUAGUGAGCCUUUGAGUCACAAGCUACCAUGUCUGUCACUAGAGAGCCUUACUUUACCAUCCCCAGACAAUAUCCACAGGGCAGCAGACAUUUGGUCUAUGUGUCGUUGGAUCUAUUUAUGUAGUUCAGUUUUCCAGAGACAGUUCCAUAGGCUUGGUGGUUUUGAAGUUUGUCAUAGAUUAAUAAUCAUGAUAAUCCAGAAACUUGCCAAAAAUAAAGAAAAGGAGCAAGAGAAAAAGCAAAUUUCAGUUGCUAUGGUUGAGCUUGAGGAACUAAAGAAGUCUGCAAAGCAAGAGAAUGAGUGGUCACUUCAGAGUAUAAGACUCUUGGAAGCUUUGCUGACUAUUUGUCUACACAGCACAAAUAGAACCCAACAGAAAGCGGAAGUGGAGUUGCUUCCCCAGAGUGUGUGUCUGGAAGAUGUAUUACUUGAAAUGCAGGACCAGCUUGCCCAGUCAAGAGCAAUUGAAACUUGCUUGGCAAAACCUCUGUUAGAUUCGCUGCUUCGAGUUGCGUUGGGAAAUUAUUCUGCUGAUCUGGAUCAUUCUGAAGAGAAAACAGAGAAGGUUCUUCAUAGUGAAAAGGCACCUGUUCCCCAACCUGAAGAUCUUUCUGAAGAAGCUGAAGAAUCACAGUGCUGUAGUUUUAAACUCUUUACUGAAGAGGAAGGCUAUGAAGCAGAUAGUGAAAGUAACCCUGAUGACAGUGAAAGCAAGGAUGAAGGAACAGACACUAAAAGAGAAGUGGAAUGCAUGGUCCCUUCAAGUUAUUCCAGUGACCUAACUGAAAACAUCAAUCAAGGAGAACUAAUAUACCCUGAAAUCUGUAUGCUAGAAUUGAAGUUGCUCUCAACUGGCAACCCAAGCCUAGAUGUACUUGCCCAUGUUUUCCAGAGCUUUUUGAAAGUCAUCAGGCAAAAGAAGAAAAAUGCCAUUUCCCUUAUGCAACAGGGUGCUGUAAAAAGUCUUUUGGGAGGAUUCCUAAACAUCUUGAUAAAGAAGGACUCCAGUUUUCCUGCAUGUCAGAUAGUGCUGGUAGAGCUUCUGGUGUCUUUGAUGAGCUCAAGGACAUGUGCAGAAGAGCUAACCCUUCUCUUGAGGAUAUUUUUAGAGGAAACGCCUUGUACUGAGAUACUACUUAAAGGUAUCUUGAAGAUUGUGGAGACAAAUAUCUAUAUGAGUCCUUUACAAUAUCUCUCCUUCCCCUUGCUAAAGAGCCCAAAUUUAAAUAGUAGUUCUUCACAAAAAUCGACUAGUGCACUCAACAGCAAGACCGUAGGACUAUUAAAAAGAGCAAAAUUUUCACAAAAUAAGAAGGAAGCAGAUGGUGAGAAUUUGACUCACCAGCUUCUUUCUUCAUGGCAUGUAGCCCCAAUCCACCUGCCUUUGGUGGGACAAAAUUGUUGGCCGCACAUGUCUGAGGGCUUCAGUGUCUCAUUGUGGUUUCAUGUGGAAUGUGUUCAAGAAACAGGAAGUCCCAUAGAAAAAGGGAAGAAGAUGAAGAAAAGAAGCAAACCACUCAUUGUGCAUGAGAGCAGUUUUGAUGGCACAGAAGGAAGCAAAUCUGGACGAAUGGAGUACCUUAACUUGGGGGACAAACUUGUUGAAGAUGGCUGCAUUCAUAUAAUUUCAUUGGGUUCCAAAGCAUUGAUGAUACAAGUCUGGGCUGAUUUGAACACUGGAGCAUUUAUAUUUCGUAUGUGUAUGGAUCCAAAUGACGAAAUGAAAGCUGGCCUGCUAGCACAGGCAGAAUCACCAGAGAACAUUUUCCUUGUAGGCAAGUGGGAGCAUUUGGCAAUAACAUACUUGCAACAGCCAGAAGGCAAGAAGAAUAUCCAUGGAGAACUGUUGCUAUGGGUCUCUGGUCAGAGGAAAUGUGAGAUCAGUUUAGAUUACACUCUGCCAAGAAAAACAACUUUAUCUGACAGCAAUAAAACAUUUUGUAUGGUUGGUCAUUGCACAUCAUCCCAAGAAGAACAACUACAAUUGGCUGGGAAAUGGGAUCUGGGAAAUCUGCUUCUCUUUAAUGGUGCAAAGAUUGGUCCAGAGGAAGCAUUCUACCUAUACGCCUGUGGGCCAGACUUUACCUCUGUAAUGCCUUGUAAAUAUAGCAAAACAAUGACCGACUACUCCAAAUACAUAACUAAAGACAUUUUACAGUGUGAACAAAUUAAGGAACUCUUCAUGAAAAAGAAAGAAGUGGACGUUGGAGCUUUAAUUGAAAGUCUCGCUGUUGUCUAUACCACUUGCUGCCCUGCUCAGUACACCAUCUAUGAACCUGUUAUUAGGCUGAAAGGUCAAGUGAAAACUGUGCCCUCACAGAGACCUUUCAGUUCAAAAGAAGUUCAGAGUAAUUUCUUGGAUCCUCAUCACCUGAAAAUGCUUCAGCCAGUUGAAUAUAAAACUCUUCAGGGCAUACUGCAUGAGAUUGGAGGAACGGGUGCAUUUGUCUUUCUCUUUGCUAGGGUUAUAGAUAUCACCAACUGUGAAGAGACUCAAGCUUUAGCACUACAAGUUAUACUCUCAUUAACAAAAUACAAUCAACAGAGAAUACAAGAGAUGGAAAACUGUAAUGGAUAUUCCAUGAUUCAUCAGGUGUUGAUUAAACCCAAGUGUAUUGUUGGAUUUCACAUUUUGAAGACACUUCUUGAAGGCUGCUUCAGCGAUGAGAUUCUUAAUAUAAAUGAGAGCAGACAAUUCAUGCUUGAUGCAGAUUCCACUGCAGUAAUACAAGAUAUUAAAUUGUUAGAAGAGUUGCUGCUUGAUUGGAAGAUAUGGUCUAAAGCACAGCAAGGUGUUUGGGAAACUCUUUUAGCAGCUCUGGAAAUCCUUAUCAGAGCUAACCAUCACCAACAGAUGUUUAACAUCAAACAACUGUUAAAAGCUCAAGUGGUGCAUCACUUCUUGCUAACGUGUCAGGUUCUGCAGGAGCAAAAGGAAGGGCAUCUUACAACCCUGCCUCGGGAGCAGUUCACCCUCCCACUAAUACAUAUGUUUGUCACAAUCCCACCAACUUCUACUUUUCCCUGCACAUAGGUAGAUACAAUAUUUUUCUGGAAAAG
Chelonoidis abingdonii (Abingdon island giant tortoise) is the source of this 6255-nucleotide messenger RNA. Lineage: Eukaryota; Metazoa; Chordata; Testudines; Testudinidae. The record is from RefSeq and is a predicted model, not a curated record.